Nerophis ophidion (straightnose pipefish) is the source of this 1187-nucleotide messenger RNA. RefSeq names its product interleukin 12B 2 (gene il12b2). The record is from RefSeq and is a predicted model, not a curated record. Gene Ontology annotation, molecular function: protein binding. Bases 13 to 1011 code for a protein of 332 amino acids. The transcript has 7 exons. NCBI's taxonomy places the organism in Eukaryota, Metazoa, Chordata, Actinopteri, Syngnathiformes, Syngnathidae.
AAAAGUAUAAAAAUGAACCUCGUUGGCCAUUUGUUGCAUACGGCCAUUAGUGUCACUGCAGCUGGACUCCUGCUCUUGAUUGAUUGCCAGUGUUGUUGCACCGCAAUGAAAGCCCUGUUGAUACUUGGGUUCAUCAGCCUGAUGGGAGCAAAAGGACUGGAGGACUUCCCACAAAGCUAUGUCGUUGCUAAAAGGGACAGCAGCCAUGCGGUCACGCUGCCCUGCGGCACGACAACCAAAAAUGACGUCACAUGGACGUUUGAAGGUCAGGACGUGGAGUUUAAUGGCAGGAUCUCGAUGGAUGGUCCCAAUCUACUGGUGAAAUAUGUAGGCAAGCCCAUGCUGGGAAAAUACACUUGCUUGAGUGAGGGGCAGACGGCUUCCACUUUUCUCCUGAUGGAGGCGGAGGAAGAGGAAGAGCUUGAUUCGCUUCUCAGCUGUCGUGCUAGGUCUUAUUACUGCACUUUUAACUGCAUAUGGCACCAAAGGAAGUAUCGAGCCGUGCGCCUUGGACUGGGCCCUAACUGUCAUGACGGAGGCAACCAGUGUUCGUGGUUCAACGGCACCACCAAGAGCCAGAAUGAGAGAAUCCACUUCGACCUGACCCACUCCCUCAAUCCCUUUGCAGAGGAGAUAUCGAGGCUUGAGCUCACAGUUGAGGCCAUCAAGGACUACACUUUUCUCCAGAGGACCAAGACAUUUUAUCUGAGAGAUAUCAUUCAACCGGAUAGUCCUCAGAUAGUCAGAUGCCAAAAGGGGUCUUCAGGCAUAAACGUGACCAUCCAGCCUCCAUCCAGCUGGCCCAAGCCUCACAGUUUUUUCCGCCUGGAGCACCAAAUUGAAUAUGAGCGCAAGGACGACGGGGAGCUCCAUAGUCUUCUGGUCAGCUCCUCAACCAUCUUAAUACCACUCAAGAUCACCAAGCUGAGAGUCCGCUCCAGAGACCCGCUGGUGCGGUCGGCCUGGAGCGAGUGGACUGACUCGACUUGUUCGACAAAACUCACUCACUGACAUUAUCUUGUCUCUUUGAACUGUCCGAAAAUCUGUGAAUUGCUUACUUUCUAAGUACGAAUGAACGCUGCCAUUCUGACACAUUCAUCUCUAUUUUAUUUAUUUAAAACCAACCAUCAAAAACCUAUUUAUUUUUGUAUCCUUGUUUAUUUAAUAAACAUUGCUUUUCUUGGCCA